Paramormyrops kingsleyae is the source of this 1751-nucleotide messenger RNA. It is a transcript of the gene fnta, whose product is annotated as farnesyltransferase, CAAX box, subunit alpha. Gene Ontology annotation, biological process: protein geranylgeranylation; protein farnesylation. Gene Ontology annotation, molecular function: protein farnesyltransferase activity; CAAX-protein geranylgeranyltransferase activity. The record is from RefSeq and is a predicted model, not a curated record. Gene Ontology annotation, cellular component: protein farnesyltransferase complex; cytoplasm; CAAX-protein geranylgeranyltransferase complex. Lineage: Eukaryota; Metazoa; Chordata; Actinopteri; Osteoglossiformes; Mormyridae.
GAGGAGAGCGAAGGAAGUGACGCUUUCGUUGCGCCAGAAUAACAGUCCCGUAUCCCGGUACAAACAGAACUAGACAAAUCGGUUAAAAAUACAAUAAGCAAAGUACAGAAUGUCGGUGGAAGAAAUGGUUAAAGACAUUCCUCAACUACAGGAACAGGAGCAAGAUAGGGAAGAAAGCGAGGGAGAGCCAGAAACAGAGUAUUACGGAGACAGCCAGUCGAAGGGCGGAUAUGUGUUUUACAGAGAUCGGAAGGAAUGGGCUGAUCUUGAGCCAGUACCGCAAGACGAUGGCCCAAAUCCCGUGGUGAAGAUUGCAUACUCAGAAAAGUUUUCGGAUGUGUAUGACUACUUCCGAGCUCUGCUGAAGAAUGACGAGAAAAGCGAAAGGGCGUUUGAACUGACCGCUGAUGCAAUAGAUUUGAAUGCUGCAAAUUACACAGUAUGGCAUUACCGCAGAGUCUUACUGCAGGCUCUGAAAAAAGACCUGCACGAAGAGUUGAGGUACAUCACCGCCAUCAUUGAAGACCAGCCCAAGAACUAUCAAGUCUGGCACCACAGACGCAUGGUGGUCGAGUGGCUCCAAGAGCCCUCAAAGGAGCUGAACUUCAUCGCGGACAUCCUCAGCCAAGAUGCUAAGAACUAUCACGCUUGGCAGCACAGACAGUGGGUCAUCCAGGAAUACAAGCUGUGGGACGGGGAGCUGGAAUACGUGGAGCAGCUACUGGAAGAGGACGUGAGGAAUAACUCGGCCUGGAACCAGAGACACUUUGUCAUCUCCCACACCACAGGCUACUCGGACCCGGCGGUGCUGGCCCGAGAAGUGCAGUACAGCCUAGAACAGAUCAAAAAGGCUCCACACAAUGAAAGUGCCUGGAGCUACUUAAAAGGGAUUCUACAGGACCGGGGCCUGUCCACGUACAACGGGCUGCUGGAACAGCUGCUUGAGAUGCAGAGUAGCUUCAGCUCUCCCUACAUGACGGCCUUCCUGGUGGACAUCUACGAGGACUUGCUGGAGAGUGCCAGCGGAAGCCAAGAGGACACCCUCAAGAAAGCCUUGGAGCUCUGCGAGCUCCUGGCCACGAAGGAGGACACCAUCCGCAGAGAGUACUGGCGCUACGUUGGCCGUUCCAUGCAGAGCAAGUAUGGCGCCAGAGAGGAGGCGGGAGAGCCGUCCCUAGCUGAACCCAAGGAGAAGGCCGAAGACGAUUAAAGGGGGGUGGUACACCCCCGACCCCCCCAGGCCACCUGCCCCACUGUCACAGUGGGAAAUGAACGAGGGCCUUCAGUGAGGCUAAAGAUUUUAAACUGGCAGCAGUCUAGUUACCACAUUGGUAAUACUACUCAUCCUGAAGAAGUGGGCGGGGGGGGGGCAAAAUACUUAAGUCAAAGAAGCUUCUUAUGUCUUUAGGCUGGGGUGUUGAACGCAUCCAUCAUUUGACUUAUCUGCUUAUCAGAAGUAACAAAAACCGUAAGUCUGGAGUUGCGUGCGGUUCAGGGAUGGGUCCACAUGCUCGCGUGUGUGAUCUGGCAACCCGGUGUCAGGUUGAUUACAGCACUUAACCUUGAAGCGGAGAAUGACUGUUGUGAGGGCAUCUAAGAACGUCUUGUUCAAGGAAGGGGCACAGUGGCUCUAACCGUUAACUGAAAUGAGCCAAAACAUUGUAUAAUCGAACUGCAUUGCUUAGACUGUGAUGUCUUUUGUACGCUAGAAAUAAUUAUAAUUGUUCCAAACAAAAAAAAAGCUAAUCUUG